AAAAACGUUAUGUUGUCAUCGCGUGUAAUAUUGUAUACAUGUUCACAUAGUGGAUAGGUAUUUCAGUUUGAUUUCAGGCUCCUUAUGUGGAAGAAGAGGACAGCUUCUAGUUGAAAUCUACGUGUUACCAGAACAGUUUGAGUUGGCUGGGAACUCUUUGCGACUCACGUGAGACGGCUGCAAAAGUGACGUGGCUAAAGAGAGGAAAAAAUGACCUUAUUUCUGACGAAAUAUCGAGGAUGGUUCAUGGUCGGUGUGGUAUUUGUAGAGUUGUUUAUUGUGUGCGGACCGACAUUCAACUACAGUAUUGUUUUUGUGAGCCUCCAGGAUGAGUUUAAUGCAGGAGCAGCGUUGACAGGCUGGGUUGGGUCCCUUGCCAACGCAGUGAUGGGCGCAGCAGCGCCUGUCUCCUCGCCGUUGAUUCAGCGCUUCGGCCCCAGGGCGGUGACCGUGACUGGACUGGUGGUGUUCAGCGGUGGACUCGUGGCAACAUCCUUCGUGCCCGCUCUGUCGUACGCCUACCUAACCUUCGGACUACUAGUCGGUCUGGGAGCGAAUUUCGUUUUCCAGUCUGGGAUCGAGCUGCUGUUCAACUGGUUCCCUGAUGAAAACUGCUCCCGUGCUAUCUCGCUGGCCUUGCUGGGAACUUCUUUCAGUGUAUUGUCGUUCGCACCUCUUCUCAAUUCGCUCAUCACGGCGUACCAGUGGCGCAACGCGCUGGGAAUCAUCGGCGGUGGAAGUGCCGUGUUGGGGCUCGUCUUCGGUGUUUUCAUCUCAACUCCGGCGGAGGCCUCUCCGAGGGAGGAUGGGCAGGAAUCUCGCGGGGACGACGGGGCCGAGUCGCCGGCCAGCCAGGAGGGAGAGAACACGGGGACCGGUCGGCAAAGAAUUGUCAGGAUCUUGCUGAAGCUUGACACCUGGCUGUGGGGUCUGUGUCUACUUCUGGUCUAUCUUGGCUGGACGUUCGUUACCGUGAAUUAUGCCAGUUUUUUGGAGCAUGAUCUACUCUUCACAAAAGACCAAGUGACCAUCGCCAUCAUGCUCUUCGCAGUGGGUGAUAUCGUGGGCAAGAUUCUACUCUCAGCCAUCGGAGAUCACCUCCCAUGUUUGAAGCUGUAUGUCGUGGUGGUCUCGUCCGUUCUCGGCGCACUUGUCUCUUGGUUGAUGACCAAACUGCAUACAGUUCCCCUGGUGUAUACUGUUUCACUGUUUAUGGGCUCCAUUCGUUCCGGAUCGUACGCUAUGCCCUUCCCAGCUACAAUGGAAAUAUUUGGCGAGUAUGGAUCGCAUAUCGUCACUACUUUAUCCAUGAUGCCUUAUGGUAUAGGAAUCUUAAUAGGUGCACCAAUAUCAGGUGGCCUUUACGACUUGACAGGAGACUACACACUCAGCUUGCUCGUCAUUGUUGCUAUAUUCGUUUGCUCAGCAAUCGUCGCGUUGAUGAUACCAAUCAGGACCCGAAUUCACUCAUCGAACUACAGGUUUUCGUUCAGACCAACGUCUACUAAAUCUAAAGAGAUUUCAGUAGCGUAUCUACACUCGACUUCCCAGUUCACGGCUCAACCCAGAUUAUGACACGUGCCCAACAUUUGGGGUGCGUUCGAGCGUGUUCCUCCUGUAAUUCCCUGGGGGAACUUAACAACCGCGCGCCCGCACACGGGACGCGAGCGCGAAGGCGACAAAUGUUAGAAAUAGGCCACUUUUUUGAAAAGAUCUGAUCGUGACAGAUCAACCACUUAUGCUAAUAUUUUCGUUCGUUCUCCCUCAGACAGUUUGAUUUUGUACAUUAUUGUAUCAUAUAAAUUUGAUGUUUUU
Messenger RNA from Patiria miniata (bat star), 1815 nucleotides. RefSeq names its product monocarboxylate transporter 13-like. The record is from RefSeq and is a predicted model, not a curated record. Lineage: Eukaryota; Metazoa; Echinodermata; Asteroidea; Valvatida; Asterinidae. The transcript is spliced from 6 exons. Bases 211 to 1575 code for a protein of 454 amino acids. Gene Ontology annotation, molecular function: transmembrane transporter activity. Gene Ontology annotation, biological process: transmembrane transport.